AUGGCAUCCAACGGUAGCGGCACCAAUGGCCACACCAAGCAACGCACGCCUCUCCGGCCAGGCAUCUACUCGCCUACCAUGACUUUUUUCAACCCAGAAACCGAGGAGCUAGACAUUCCAGUUAUCAAGAAGCACGCAGUACGACUUGCCGAGGCUGGCCUCGUCGGUCUGGUCACCAUGGGAUCAAACGGAGAGGCCGUGCACCUCUCGCGAGCCGAGAAGACUGCAGUCACUCGAGCCACACGUGAGGCUCUCGACGAGGCUGGCUACCAAAACGUGCCCGUCAUCGUAGGCGCAUCCGAGCACGGUAUCCAGCUCACCAUUGAGCUGUGCAAGGAGGCCGAGGCCGCCGGCGGCGAAUAUGCCCUCAUUCUGCCCCCCAGCUACUACCGCUACGCCAUUGACGAAGACGCCAUCUACGAGUACUUUACCAAAGUAGCAGACGGCUCCCCAAUUCCCAUUAUGCUAUACAACUACCCAGGUGCCGUGGCCGGCAUCGACAUGGACAGCGAUCUCCUCAUCAAGCUAGCUAAGCACCCCAACAUUGUCGGCACAAAGUUCACCUGCGGCAACACAGGCAAGCUCACACGCGUGGCUCUGGCCACCAAUGCUUGCACAGCCAAGUCCAGCCCCGGUGGCUACAUGGCCUUUGGCGGCAUGGCCGAUUUCACCGCCCAAACCGCUGCCAGCGGCGGCUCAGGCAUCAUCGCCGGCGGCGCAAACGUUAUCCCCAAGACGUGUGUCAAGGUGUGGAAUCUCUGUGCACAAGGCAAGUACGAGGAAGCCUUUGAGCUGCAAAAAGUACUCAGCAAGGGCGACUGGGUCCUGACCAAAUCCGCUAUCCCGGGAACAAAGUCGGCCAUUCAGUCAUAUUACGGCUACGGCGGUUACCCUCGCAAGCCGCUCAAGAGGCUGUCACAGGAAAAGGUUGAUGCUGUUGCCGAGGGAAUCAAGGAGGUCAUGGAGGUGGAGAAGAGUUUAUAG
Bipolaris oryzae ATCC 44560 is the source of this 984-nucleotide messenger RNA. RefSeq lists its product as uncharacterized. Gene Ontology annotation, molecular function: 4-hydroxy-tetrahydrodipicolinate synthase activity. The transcript has a single exon. NCBI's taxonomy places the organism in Eukaryota, Fungi, Ascomycota, Dothideomycetes, Pleosporales, Pleosporaceae. The record is from RefSeq and is a predicted model, not a curated record. Bases 1 to 984 code for a protein of 327 amino acids.